This is a messenger RNA of Cladophialophora carrionii CBS 160.54, 1206 nucleotides long. RefSeq lists its product as uncharacterized. Bases 1 to 1206 code for a protein of 401 amino acids. Lineage: Eukaryota; Fungi; Ascomycota; Eurotiomycetes; Chaetothyriales; Herpotrichiellaceae. The record is from RefSeq and is a predicted model, not a curated record. The transcript has a single exon.
AUGACGUUUGUCUCGGCAAUCUUUCGACCUCUUCUCAUCACCGCGGCCGCAGGCGCCGGCUUAUAUCUUGCCUUCCUCGGCCUCUUGACCAUUCCCGCCCUCCAAGACCACGCCAUAUACCUUCACGGGGUCACUUUGACCUGGUUCAAAGAUGUCAACGUCCCGGAACACUGGGGUUUCCUGCGGAACCAGGUCACACCCUUUCAGCUCAAAACCCCCGAUGGCGAGACUCUGCAUGCGUGGCAUAUCCUACCACUCGAGGCUUAUCGCCGGAAUGAAAAGGCAUUAAGAGACGAGCCGGCAGGGCUUUGCCACGAUAUCACGAGCAGAGUCGGCUUCAAGCUCCUCACAGACGACCCGACAGCUCGGCUGGUACUCUAUUUCCAUGGGGCCGGGGGAACUCUGGGAUCAGGCUGGCGACCGCAGAGCUACCGCGCCUUGUCUGCGAGUGCCCCAAACGUCCACAUACUGGCCAUUGACUACCGCGGUUUUGGUUCUAGUACUGGGUGGCCAUCCGAGGACGGCCUUUUGACUGAUGCCCUUACUCUCGCCGAGUUUGCACUCAAAACUGCAGGCAUCCCCGCGGAAAGAACGGUCAUAUUUGCCCAAUCCCUAGGCACUGCCGUCGGCAUAUCCCUCGCACACCAUCUGGCCAAGCAAUCUCCGCCCACGCUCUUCGCGGGCAUGGUGCUCGUGGCCCCGUUUGCCAGCGUCGAGCUCCUUACUCAGACGUACAGGAUUGCCGGGACCAUCCCGCUCUUAGCUCCCGUGGCUCGCUGGCCCAAGGCCCUCGCUUGGUUCAAUACCUUCAUCCUCUGCAAAUGGCCUUCGAAGGACAAGCUGGCCGACUUUGUCCGUGUGGCAGACGGCCUCAAACUCGCGGGCAGAACGACCAAGUACGACGUCACCAUCAUCCAUGCAGAGGAUGACUAUGACAUCCCCUGGGUGCACUCGGACGUUGUUUUCUGGCACGCAGUAAACGGGGCGCGAGAACCUGAAGCCGGAUUGACCUUUGACGAUCUCGAAGCCCUGAAGGACAGACAGAAAUCAAUCCUCGGGGCGGGCGGCUGGGAGGUCGAGUACACAGGAAGUGGUGGCGUUUUGCGAGAGCAGAUUGUGAAGCACGGGCUGCAUGAUCGAAUCAUGAGUUAUCCCGUGGUCAGUCUCGCUGUGGCCCGGGCGUUCCACGGUCAGGAUUCUGCAUAG